UUUUAGGCUUUAGGACAUCAAGAAUCGUACAGGUUGGCUCAGGAGACUAUCCAAGAUCCAACUAAGUCUAAUGAAGUGAAGGAAAUAGUAGAGAUGUUUAGCCGCAUUAAUACAGAGUCCAUGGCUGCUGCCUCUCUGGGGACGAUGUUGAGUUUCUCUCCCAAUUAUACACCACCGGCAGAGUAUGUUGAGCCGCCUACUGUGAAAAUGCCUCGUCACCAACGUCCUAAUGUACCAAGACCUGCGGCGCGUGGUAGAGGACGCCAAUCAGGUAACAGACGGGGUCGAGGUCCCAUGGAUCACCACUUGGUUGAUGAGGAAGAGGUUCAUUUUGAUCAAGAUAUGCCCAGCCCAACGAUGCCUGCAGCUGAUGAUGCAUAUUACCUAAUAAUAGAUUUUGGUAUGUCCUGCUCAUCGACGUCUGCUCCCGAGGUCCAAUCACCAGCGGUAAUCAGAAGUGAGGGGCCUUUUCAGGCAUUCGCAUCGUCUGAGCCUAUUAGCCUCGCAGUUAUGGCCCAACAGUUUGGUGUUCGGACGGGCAGCUCUUAUGGGAUGACUGAGGGGCCUUUACCUGCAUUCACUGGACAAAGCUCUUCAAUUGGGAGGAGACUGAGUUUUACCGACGAUGCGGGUGUGCUACAAGAGGAGGUUCACCAACGUAGAUCAAAACGAGAGCGCCGGCAAACUCAGUAUGGCACCGGGGGGGGGGGGGUGGAAAGGGACACUGCCAACGUUUUUGCAACAAAAUAUUUCAAUCUGGGGACCGUUGUUGAGUGGGAGCACCAAUCAACUACAAUGCAAGGUGAACACAUCUUCAAGUUUCUUUUCUGGGCUUAUAAACCAAGCAUCGAUGGAUUCAAAAGUUGCGGUUGUCAUCUCAAUAGCCGGUACUCAUUUGUACGGUUUUACAAGCAAACGUACAGUGAAAAUUUUUCACCGUUGGGUGAUGAGGCAUAUUGGCCACCUUCUCCCUUCGGUUAA
Molecule: messenger RNA, 981 nt
Organism: Lycium ferocissimum
Lineage: Eukaryota; Viridiplantae; Streptophyta; Magnoliopsida; Solanales; Solanaceae
Exons: 4
Coding region: 94-981 (295 amino acids)
Source: RefSeq, a predicted model, not a curated record